This is a messenger RNA of Ceratosolen solmsi marchali, 682 nucleotides long. RefSeq lists its product as uncharacterized. The transcript is spliced from 4 exons. The record is from RefSeq and is a predicted model, not a curated record. Lineage: Eukaryota; Metazoa; Arthropoda; Insecta; Hymenoptera; Agaonidae. Bases 23 to 682 code for a protein of 219 amino acids.
UUUCAUUUGUAUCGAAUUCAUAAUGAAAUUAUUUUUCGUGACACUCAUAAUUUAUGCCGUAGUAAAUCUAGGGACAUACUCUGCUGGUCAAGGUAAUCCACGACUUAUAGUAACUAGAAUAAGCGAUUCAAAUGAUGAUAUCGUUAGACUUAUUAAAGAAUUAGGUGAUUCGCGUGAAUUAGUUAAUAAUAAAAUUAAGGCCAUGGACUUUGGAAUAUUCAGUAAUACACAAGUAAUUAAUCUUCAAAAAGAACUUGACGACCGACGUUUGAAAAGGACUAUCAAUGAUUGCGUCUCUUUAUUUAAUAAUACAAUUAAUAAAUUGAACACGGAAUUAAUUGCCUCUUCAGAGAAGGAUGCCGAUAAAAGAUUUACGUACAUGAUAAAUGAAGCAAAUGGCUUUUUGGGAGAAUUAAAGAUUAUGCUUGCAAAUGUAGAAGGUGAAAAAUUAGACCAUGAAGUAGAAGCUUGUAAAGUUAAUCCAACUGGCUGCUUAAUUGCUAAGUAUUCCACUCGCAUAACUGAAAUUAAUGCUGUUAGCAGAAAUGACCGAUGGCUAAUACAAAGUAUGCCUUUUGAUAUAUAUGUAGCAGUGAUACGACCAUUAUUGAAUAAACAAAUUACGACGGAAAUUUUUAAUCCUGUAAGUGAAUGUAUCAAGCGUCGAUUGGACCACGAUUAG